CAUGUACAAGAGAAUAACAGAUCAGGUGAUAAAACAGAUCAACCCACAGUUAUUUGUUGAAAGAGCCCUACGGGUCGAGAAAAACAAGUUGUACGUGGGGGUAAGAGAGUAUGAGCUAGAUGGUAAUGUCAGCGUUAUCGGAUUUGGAAAGGCUGCCCUGGAUAUGUUCAUUCCAAUUAAACGAAAGCUGGGGAGGCAUAUAAAGCGCAGCUAUUUCUCUAUACCGGAGUCAUCUCACGUUACCAUGACUACAAAUAGCAACACAAUAGAUACGAGUAGCAAUUCCUCAGAGGUAGUUGCACGUGCAGCGCGCAACAACCUGCCUGACGAGAACACUCUCGCUAUUACAGGAGAUAUUAUCAAGUACUCGGAGAGUUUAUCAGAGGGGGAUCUGUGUAUCUGUCUCAUAUCAGGUGGCGGAUCCGCUCUGCUGUGUGAUCCUGUAGUUCCGUUACCGGACAUGAUAGAUACUAUAAAACUACUAACUUCUCACUCUGCUACUAUACAACAGUUGAACACAGUGCGAACAUACCUCUGUAAAGUAAAGGGAGGUGGUCUGGCCCGCUUCAUAUCUCCUGCUACGAUACUAUCUCUGAUAAUAUCAGAUGUCAUCGGGGAUCCUAUCAACUUCAUAGCAAGUGGUCCAACCCUACCCACCAAGGUGACAAGAGAUGACGUCAUCAGAACCUUGGCAGAACUCUCCGUGACUCCCACCCAACUACCACAGUCGGUUCAGGGUCUGCUUCAUUGCGAACAUUCAUCUGUUGCCACGUGUGGAAAUGACAUCUACAACCUCAUCAUCGCCUCCAACAAGGUAGCGUUAGAUAUAGCGUCACGUGUAAGUGAGAGCGAGGGAUACAGUCCGUUUAUUAUUACAGACACUUUGGAUGGGGAAGCUAGAGAUGUAGCAAGAGAGCUGAUGGAAUGUGUGGCAAUACCCUCUGAAGACAAAAAAUACGAACAUAUCUCUCCUGAAACUGGUGGCAAGAUCAGAUCAGCUUUAUCUUCUAAACAUAACAAUAGUGGUAAAAGGUGUUUAAUAUUUGGUGGAGAGACAACAGUGACAGUGCAAGGUGAGGGGCUGGGUGGGAGGUGCCAGGAAAUGGCUCUAGCUGCAGCACUAAUCCUCGGACAAGUUGACACAAGUUACAAGAUCACUUUUCUAGCGACGAGCACUGACGGCCAGGAUGGGCCCACUGACGCCAGCGGUGCUGUCAUUACUCAAAACACAGCUUGCCAGGCACUUCAACAGGGAUUGGAUAUGGGGGUCUUCUUGGAGGAGAGCGAUUCGUAUAGAUUCUUUAGGUUGUUAAAUGGAGGUGAUAAUCAGUUGAAGUCGGGACUUACAGGAACUAACUUAAUGGAUAUUAUUUUUAUUUUUAUUGACUUGUGAGGUUGAUCAUUACAGUAUAGCAGUAUGCAGACGUAUAGUGUGUAUCUUUAACAAUUUCUUAAUAUUUUAUUUUACAAAAUGUAUUACGAGGAUAAAAUGAAAGCUGAUACAUAUUCGCACCGUUUUAUCGGGGUUGAAUGAUACAAUUUAAUUCAUAUUUAGAUGAUUCACACAUCAG
Bolinopsis microptera is the source of this 1571-nucleotide messenger RNA. Its product is annotated as glycerate kinase-like. The record is from RefSeq and is a predicted model, not a curated record. NCBI's taxonomy places the organism in Eukaryota, Metazoa, Ctenophora, Tentaculata, Lobata, Bolinopsidae. Gene Ontology annotation, molecular function: glycerate kinase activity. Gene Ontology annotation, biological process: protein phosphorylation. Gene Ontology annotation, cellular component: cytoplasm. Bases 2 to 1393 code for a protein of 463 amino acids. The transcript is spliced from 10 exons.